Molecule: messenger RNA, 440 nt
Organism: Cuscuta epithymum
Lineage: Eukaryota; Viridiplantae; Streptophyta; Magnoliopsida; Solanales; Convolvulaceae
Source: the annotation of a GenBank genome assembly
GCCAUGGCAGCUGCCACAUGUGAACUAAAGCGGCUGAAAGCAUUACUUCUUAGCAUCGGUAUUCAGCAUCCUCAAGCCAUUCCUCUCUUUGGCGAUUCAAAGAGGGUCCAUCAGGGACGGUGCCACCCAGGCUAUACCGCCAUUUGCCCAUCCCAACUUGUUGCUGCCAGACUGCCACCUCCUGCCGACCACUGUUGCUGCUUGUUGCACGAAAUUAGCUUCGAUUUUACCAGUGAAGAUCGUAAGCGUGGAAAGAGCUUUUUUAGCCAUGAUGCCCAUGAAGAUCGUGAAGAACAAAUUGCGCAUUCAAAUGAGGGAUGCUUUGAUGAAUGAUGGAUGAAUGAUGUCUUAAUGACUUCUAUUGAAAAAGAUAUAUUCAAAAAUGUUGACAAUGAAAUUUGUAAAGAAUAUUGAAUUAACACUUUAAUUUUAUAAAAGAC